UACAGCUUAUGCUUUGCUGGGAUCGUUUGGCACACUGAUAACAAUGCAUAAAGGAGCUUGAAUUACUUUUACUGUCACAAAAUUGUAAAUUUUCGUAGUCCACAUCAUUUUUUUCAAGAAGGACUAGCCUCUGUUUGAGCCGACAAUGAGAGGCCAUUCCAAUGUGGAAGUCACCUUCAAUAUACCUGAAAUUGAAGUGACAUAGACUUGAGAAGACAGCUCACAAAUUGUUCGCAAAAUGCCAGAAUUCAAAGUCAAUGUAAAAUGGGGAAAAGAAAAGUUUGAAGGAAUAGAGGUGGAUACUUCAGAGCCACCAGAAGUUUUCAAAGCACAGCUAUUUGCUUUAUCUGGAGUUCCACCUGAGAGGCAGAAGAUUAUGGCAAAGGGAAUGGCUUUAAAGGAUGAUACUUGGGGAUCAUUUAAGAUAAAAAAUGGACUGACACUAUUGAUGAUGGGAAGUGCUACAGAGUUGCCCAAAGCACCUGAGAAAAAGACUGUUUUCAUUGAGGACAUGUCAGAGGCAGAAAGAGCAACAGCAUCAAAUUUACCUGCUGGUUUGAACAACCUUGGCAACACUUGUUACAUGAACGCCACUGUGCAGUGUUUGAAAAAUGUUCCAGAGCUGAAAAAUGCCCUUCAAGAGUACAAAGGACAUUUGAGCCUUGGAAACAUCAUGUCAAAUCCCUCUGAAGCAGUAACGAUAGCGUUGCGAGACCUUUUCAAAACGAUGGAAAAAACAGCCGAAGGUUUUCCUCCAAUAAUUUUCCUUCAGGUGAUGCAUUCCGUGUUUCCACAAUUCGCUGAGAAAAAUGAGCAUGGUACAUUUCAGCAACAGGAUGCUAACGAAUGCUGGCUACAAAUCGUGCGCAUGCUCCAACAGCAGGUUAAGCUCAACUCUGAUGCUCCGCAGUCAUCAAUAGCCGAGUCUUCUGCUCAAACUUCGCUCAUUGAAAAAUAUUUUGGCAUUCACAUGAAGGCAGCUUUGAAAUGUACUGAGGCCCCAGAAGAAGAGCCAACAGAGUCGAAAGAAACUCAACUACAACUUAGUUGCUUCAUUUCUCAAGAUGUGAAGUUUUUAAAGACAGGACUGAGUCUGCGUUUAAACGAAAAGCUGACCAAAAAUUCACCAACAUUAGGAAGAGACGCAGAAUAUACAAGAACCUCAAAAAUUAGUCGACUUCCAUCGUACCUUACGGUGCAGUUUGUCAGAUUUUAUUAUAAAGAGAAAGAAAAGGUCAAUGCAAAGAUAUUGAAGGACGUGAAGUUCCCACUCAUGCUAGACGUUUUUGAUCUCUGUACACCUGAGUUACAAACGAAGUUAGGCCCAAUGAGAGAUCGGUUUAAGGAAGAAGAAGACAGGCUUGCCGUCACAAUGAAGGCAAAUAAAGAGGCAAAGGCACGUGGAGAAGAAAUGGAAGUAGACGAAAAAGACAAAAAGUCAAAAACUAUGCCAUUUUCUUUUGAGGAUGACGUAGGAUCAAAUAACAGUGGUUACUACGAACUUACUGCAGUUUUGACCCACAGAGGGCGAUCAUCAUCGUCAGGGCAUUAUGUUGGAUGGGUGCGCAAGAAAGGAGAUGAAUGGAUAAUGUGUGAUGAUGAUAAUAUGUCUCCGGUUAGCUCACAAGAUAUUCUAAAACUUUCCGGUGGAGGUGAUUGGCAUAUAGCCUACGUACUUCUCUAUGGCCCAAGAAAACUGACAAUCACAGAGGAGAGCUGAGUUUGUCUCACUUUUUAGGAUUGUCCCGGGCAUCUUGUUAUGACCUCAUUCCUUAGGAAUACCAAUACCAAAGUCAGGAUCCGAAGUGAAGAACCAAAAGGUGCCCCUAAACAGACACCUCGCCGGAAUGAUUCACCAAACUGUUCACUAGACAUUAUAGGAAUUUUCCUAAUGUUCUGAUUAUACUAGAAAAGUUAUUUUCAUUACACUUUCCCAGCAA
Molecule: messenger RNA, 1940 nt
Organism: Rhopilema esculentum
Lineage: Eukaryota; Metazoa; Cnidaria; Scyphozoa; Rhizostomeae; Rhizostomatidae
Product: ubiquitin carboxyl-terminal hydrolase 14
Biological process (GO): proteasome-mediated ubiquitin-dependent protein catabolic process; protein deubiquitination; regulation of proteasomal protein catabolic process
Molecular function (GO): cysteine-type deubiquitinase activity; protein binding; proteasome binding
Source: RefSeq, a predicted model, not a curated record